This is a messenger RNA of Petromyzon marinus (sea lamprey), 3910 nucleotides long. The record is from RefSeq and is a predicted model, not a curated record. Lineage: Eukaryota; Metazoa; Chordata; Hyperoartia; Petromyzontiformes; Petromyzontidae.
CCUGGUUCCUGAAAUGUAUUUUUUUUAAAUAAAUAUUAAAAAGCACAUUCGUGACUUUACGUUUAGGAUUAAAUGCCGUAAUUAACACGUCUUUAAAAAAAAUUCACGUUAUAAAUUGUAAAGUAAAAAAAACUGUUGCCUCGGAGCGGUUGGGAGUCCCAGUCUUCCGGGUUGGGACACGCGUAGAAGGUCCCGGCAUGUCUCCCACGUCUCCUGUGGAUCCUCAGAAAGUCACGGGCUCCACUCCCAGAGAUGCUGCUGCCCAGAUCCAGCGGUGGUCUGCGGGCAUCCGUGCAGGAUGACAGUGUCACCGACGUGCGCUACCGUCGCUUCAUCCUGGUGGCGCUUGUCAUCCACCUGGUGUUUUUCGCCUCCAUCUUCGAGAUCUACUUCAGCUCCCCGCUGGUCCACGGCGCCAGCCCCCAUGCCGCGCCAGGCCCCGCGCCCGCCCGGCGCCUGGUGUUGUUAGUGGCGGACGGGCUGCGGGCAGACUCGAUCUACCGUCCCGUGAGCGUCGGACAAAGCCGUGCACCCUACCUGCGGAGAGUGAUGGAGGAAUUGGGCAGCUGGGGCAUCUCCCACACGCGGGUGCCUACGGAGUCACGGCCGGGACACGUGGCCCUCAUUGCUGGUUUCUACGAGGAUGUCGGUGCUGUGGCUAAGGGUUGGCAAGAAAACCCAGUGGAGUUUGAUUCUGUUUUUAACGAGAGCAGAUUCACUUGGUCAUGGGGAAGCCCUGACAUCCUGCCUAUGUUUGCCAAAGGAGCAAGUGGGGAUCACGUUCACACAUUUUCCUACGAUGCAAAGAAGGAAGAUUUCGCUUCGAAAGACGCCUCUAAAUUGGACACUUGGGUUUUCGAUCAUGUCAAGAGCUUUUUAAAAGAUGCAUCUUCAAACGAAAAGCUGGCCGCCCAGCUGUCCCAGGAUAAAAUCGUUUUUUUUCUACAUCUUCUGGGACUGGACACAAAUGGUCACGCCCAUCGUCCUGCAUCGAGGGAGUACUUGGAUAAUAUCGCAAGUGUGGAUCACGGGAUUGGAGAGAUUGUGUCUAUAAUCGAAGAUUAUUUUGGCAAUGACAAAAAGACCGCUUACGUAUUUACUUCGGAUCACGGCAUGACUGACUGGGGGUCCCAUGGCGCCGGGCAUCUGUCUGAGACUCUCACUCCGCUGAUAGCCUGGGGUGCCGGGGUGAAUAGACCACAUCCCCCGGGUGGACAGAUACACACAGACACUUACUCACAAGAUUGGGGUCUUGGCCACCUUAACAGAAUGGAUGUGAACCAGGCUGAUGUGGCACCUCUCAUGACUUCCCUCCUUGGGAUUCCCUUUCCUCUCAAUUCAGUGGGCGUUCUGCCUCUGGGCUACCUCAACAACUCGGAGCUCUUUAAGGCAGAGAACAUAUUUGCAAAUGCUCAGGCAAUAUUGGAGCAGUUCCAGCUGAAAAUGAAUCAGAAGAAGGAAACUCUGUCCCCUUUCUUCACACCUUACAAGCCUCUGUCCGACAGCACGUGGCAGGAUUUGUUGGCAGUGGCCAGGACCCACAUUGGGCAGCGCAGGUUUCAAGAAGCUGUCAGUGCUUGUCGGGGGCUGAUUGACGUGGCGCUGGACGGGCUGCGGUAUUACCACACCUACGACCGGGCCUUCCUGGGCACCAGCGUGGCAUUCGGUUUCCUGGGCUGGAUCAGCUACGUGGUUCUGCUUGUGCUGCGCAAGCACACGGGCGUGCUGACGCCCUCCAGUGCAGGCACAGCGCAUAGGGACACGCACGCGGCGUCUGCUCUCGCCGUUGGGGCGGCGGUCGUCGUGCUCCUGCUGCUGAAGUUCUCUCCGUGGACGCACUACGUCUACUGCCUGCUGCCCGUGGCCACCUGGGGCGCUGCUACCCAAAGCAUGGAAGAUUGGCGCAAGGUUAUGACGACAUUGCGACUUUGUGGCCUCAAAUCUUUGCUUGGAGGUUUGCUCUUGUCAGUGAGUGGAAUUGAAAUAAUGGUUUUGAGUUUCUUUUACCGCGAGAUGCUGAGUGUGGAGCUCGUAGCGUUGGCGGUGUGGCCUUUUACGACUGUCCUUUGGACUAAGGACAAGCUCGUGUCUGGGAGCUGGUCGCUUGCCUGCCUGUUGCUGGCCAUCCACCCCCUGCUGCCGGUGGUGGGGAGGGAUGCCAACAUCUCCCUUGUAGUGCUGGCUGGUGUUCUAACCAUCCUGCUGUCAGCACUGUUGAUGCUUGCGCUCCAUCGGGUGUUGAAAACGUCUGACUUCUCAUGGUGGCAGACCGCCACAUGUCUGACACAAAUGUGCAGCGUGGCGAUGUCGGUCUACAUUGUGAACAGCACACAUGGCAGUCUUGCCGCAAAAGAGGGCCUGCCCCUCUUCAACCAAAUCACCAGCUGGGCCACGCUUGGGUCAUCUCUUCUGGUGCCAAUGCUGAGCCCCACCCUGGUGAUCCACCGCCUGCUCAGCGUGUACCUGGCUUUCAUGUCCCCCUACCUCCUCAUGAGCACCUCACACGAGGCCCUGUUCACGCUCUCGCUCGAGGGCCUCAUGCUGGCCUGGGUGUGCGUGGAGGCCAGGACGGCUCGGCUCCAGGGCCUGGCCCCUCGUGGCGAGUUAUCAAAAAUGGAUUUCGCCUCGUCUGCCUUUGACACGUGGAGACAUCUCAAGCUGGAUGACAUUCGAAGGGGCUACUUUUUUGUGUUUUUUAUUAUAUCGGCUUUUUUUGGAACUGGAAACAUCGCCUCCAUUAACAGCUUUGACCCUGCAUCAGUUUACUGUUUCACAACAGUGUUCAGCCCCUUCGUAAUGGGGGCACUCAUGAUGUGGAAGAUCCUUAUUCCUUUCAUCGUAGUUAUGUGUGCUUUUGAAGCUGUUCAAGAUUGCACGCGACUUUCCUCUAAGAGCCUUUUCCUGAUUGUGCUCAUCUUGUCUGAUAUUAUGGCUGUGCAUUUUUUCUUUUUGGUCCAAGACUAUGGAAGCUGGCUCGACAUUGGAACAAGCAUCAGCCACUUUGUGAUUGUGAUGUUAACAACGAUCUUCCUCAUGCUGCUGAAUGGCCUUGCUCACAUCCUGACGAGAAAAUGCAUCGCAUUUCACAACCACCACGUCAAGAUUCUCUAGCCAUGAGUGGGCUCCAGGUUUUAAGGGUUCAUUUCGUGAUGGGUUUAACUGAAAAAUAACAAGAGUGUUUACUGCAAAUGGUUUAGUCAGUAAUGUGCACGACUUGGAAGUCUAACAUUGUCAUAACGCCCUCGUAUAUAAACUAAGCACGUGAAGCUAUUUCACCUUUACAGAACUCCGCUCACUUUGACCAGUUGUAAAAGCCUGUUGGAAUAAUGUAUCGCCCCAAUAAUUGACGAUUAAGAUUGAACAUUUUGCUGAGUAAAUAUUUUUGGUUACCGACCUAUGUUCACUGUUAUCAUGGUGCAAUGAUUUUUGUAAUUGCAUCGCCAAUGUGCUGUAAACAUUUGUAUUUAUACAAUUCUAAAUGGGCACCUACUUAUUUAAAUAAGCGGACUUACAAUGAAGCAUUUUGUACUCUGGCCUAAAAUAAAUGAAUACAAUUGGUCCAAAUCAUUUUUGAUAUGCAUUAGUACUCAGUAUCUGCAUCUUUAUUGAAUUCGACGUUGGAUGCACUGGGCAGUUUCUUUAAGAUUUAGAGUAUCAUGUUACGUCGCCAACAAUUUGUAUAUGGAAACGUACAUAUGCACGGCCACUUAAAAGUCUUCAAUAAUCGUCAUGGGGAAAAAAAAAAACUGUACCUGAAAAGGAGGAACGUUUGUGGACACAAGCUUUCACGAUUACCGUAUUUUCCCGCAUAUAGCCCGCAUACACAUAUAACCUGCAGACGCAUAUACCCUGCAAAAAUAGCGUUUUGUGUAAAACAUAUUUCAGAUACCCCGCACCUCCGUAUACCCCG